GGCGCAAUUUGGAGUUAGGUGAAGUGCCACACCGUUAGGCUCUUACACUGCAGACCUUCUUGAGGUGCAUGGCGCAGUAGGGUGCCGUGCCACGCGGUAAACAUCCAAUUCUCGUCAAAGUGCGAAAUUAUCAACGCACCAAGUCUGGCCAGACGCAUAUUGCGAUGUGCCAACAUGAUACGAGUAGUCUCCUCGCUAACGUGUAGCAGUAUCGCACCAGUGCCCAUCUAAUCCUCCACUCACACUACCAUUUUUUGCGUAAUCCGUCUACUAUUUUACCCUCACACGCUACGUCUAGCAGCCUCGCAAUUACGUAACGGCAAUGGCGCACAGGUUUGGUUCAAACCGCCUUGAGCGGCGAAACAGUCUUGUCGACGACUCGGACCCCUGCGCGGUCAACGGCAACGGCGCGUCUCAAGGGCGCUACGGCCAGGGGGAAGUCGGCUGGUGCGGCUCCCUCUUCCAGCGCGCAGUCAAGCGCGGACCCGCGGGCCGCUUGCGCGGGUUCACGUGGGACCCUUGGCGGAGCGACUCCGGGAACAGCGGCAGCGGCGGCGGCGGAAGCAGUGGCUGGGGGUGGGGAAGCGGAAGCGAUGGCAGCAUGACUCCGCGCUCUCCGCGCUCCCCGCGCUCCCCGCGCUCCCCGCGCACGCCGAUAACGCCUCGCCGCCGCCGGGGGGGAUCGUAUCAAGAUGGUAAUUACCGACCUGGCACGCCUGGCGCUCCUUAUAAGAACGCGCCUUAUUUCCUAGGCGGACAGCCCCUCGCUUCAGUCGCCUCAUCUGGGCCGUACGAUCCUACUAACGGGGGUUCACUUCUCGACGGAAACAGUGGCGGGUUUUGGGGAGGCGGCGCGGCGCUGAGCGCGUCCCGUCGGGCGGCGCGUCAGCAGGGGGGCGGCAGGGACGGCAAGGGCUCAAGGGGAGGCGGAUUUUCGGUGAUGAGCGAUUGGCUGACGUGCUCGCUACAGUCGCUGCUACAGUCGCGUAUUGAGCAGUUACAGACGUCGGAGCAGGUGAGCCGGCGGCAGCUGAUGGCGGAAACUGCGGAGAUGGUUCUCAACGUGCUCGACGCGCGCUCCGCCGACGACGCGCUCGCGCACCGCUCCGAAGUCUCCGCGCUGCGGCGCCUGCAGCGCGAGUCGUUCAGCGACCUCCUGCACCUCCGCGACCGCCUCACGCGCCUCGAGCUCCUCGCGGACGACUUCUCUCUCGGCCGCCACCGCGUCGCGCCCGCCGCGUUCCUCGCCGCGACUUCCGCCGGGCGCACGGAAGUCUCGGGCCGCAUCACCGUCGGAUCCGCGCUCGUCCCCACGGGUGGGCUCCGCUCGCACCGCUCCCGCGCCACGAUGGAAGCCGCGGGACUGCGCUCCGGGGUGCAGAUGGCUCUAACUCUCGCGUCGCUCUGCCGGUCCUCGGACCGCCUUAAUACAAUCCUAGGAGUCGGGCCGCCGGAUCCGCUAGGGCCGGCGCUAGCGCUAGGCGGCCCGGUGGUGCUGCAGAAGGCGGUCUAUAAGGCGCAGCUGGCGGAAGGGCUGGCGGUGACCGCGGCGCCGAUGGGCGCAAGCGGAGCGGACCUGGUGGGGGAAGGCUCCGCGGGGGCGGGAGUGGGCGGGGAUGGCGCAGCGGCUCAGACACGUGGCCUCACCACGUUCAGCGGCGGCACCAUUCCGCUUCUCCAGUCCAUCCGCGGAACCGCGCUCGCGGUGACCGUCGAUACGCCCGUCCCCGCGCUCUCCCCCCUCCUCCCCGCGCUCUCGCGCGCGCUUUCCGCCCUUCCCCGCGCGCUUCCCCCAUCCGUCGCGCGCGCUCUCGGCCUCCGCUCUGCGCGUCACUCCCCGUACACGCCCUUCCGUUCCGCGCGAUCUACCCCCUCCGCGAACUCCUCCGCGGAUCCCCCCGCGCUGUCGUUUACCGCGGGGAAGCUAGUCGCGGGGUGGGGGGUUCCGCUGGAGGAUCCUUCCGCGCUCGCCGCCGCCGCGGCGGACACUGCGCUCUGCACUUCCGCGCUGGGGCACCUUGCGCUGCGCCUCUCCCCCUCCCUGCGCGUUUCCGCCGCCGCCGCGUCGCACUCGUGGCCCGCGCCCCCCGCGCCCUCCUUCCCCGGCCUGCACUGGUCGGAAAUGGGGCCCCUGGUGAUUCCGCGGCUGGGGGGAAUCUUGCGCAGCCCGCGCGCGCGCGGGGGAGGCGCGAGGGGGGGAAUGCAGGUGGUGCGGGAAGCGGGGUCGACAACAGAAGGGGUAGCGGUGGGCGGAAGGAUUGGGGGAAGCGGCGGGGGCGCGGAUUCCCCCCAGAGUUACGCCAGUGGGGGAGUGGAUAGGAUAGUAGUGGAAAGUAUGAGGGGCGGGGGAGGCGGGGGGGGAGGCGGAGGCGGAGGCAUUGGGGACAGGGGGAAUGUGUUAGAGGGCGGAGGUGACAGUAUGGAUGCCACGAGCGCAUGGCUCAUGGAUAUGGGUGAUUAUAGCGAGAGCAGACCAGAGUCGUUUGGCAUGGCGCUGGCUUUAGAAAAGGAGAUUAAAGGCGGAACCACUAUUUCGGCGUGGGUGCAACGGUCCAAGUGGGCGGGAGGAGACUAUGGGGGGGAAGUGGCAGUAGGUGGAGGGGGAAGGGGUGGGGAAGGGGGAAGGGGGGGAAGAGGGGGAGGGGAGGGGGGAGAGGAAGGGCUUCUGGGGAGACUGGGAGCAGAUUGGCAGUGGGCAGUAGCAGUAACAGGAAGGGCGGCAGGAAGUGAGGGGGAGGAGGGGGAAAGAGGAAGUGGUGGGGUGGGGAAAAGAGAGAGAGGAGAGGGAGGAGGAGGAGGAGGAGGAGGAGGAGGGGGAGGAGUGGUGAGGGCAGCGCGGGUAGUUGGAUACAGGGUGAGUGUCGGGCAGGGUGUACCGGAGGGUGGUUUACCCCCGGAUUUGGUGGAGAGUAGCGAGGUGUCGAUGGGGGGAGGGGGGGGGAAGGGGGGGAUUGGAAGGAGGUUGUGGCAGGGGGAGGGGAGUGUGGCGGUGGAUUGUGGGGGCGGAGUGGUGCUGGAGCCAGGGGUGGUGAUAGCGGGCAACAGGGACCUAGGGGUGCAUACAGCGUUUAUGCUGCGGACAACACUUCAUAUAUAGGUGCCUGGGCGCCUGAUAUGAUGAUGUAAGGCGUGUGGUGGUGCUGGCGCCUGGAGCCAGGGGUGGUGAUAGUAGGACUUGGGGAUCUAGGGGUGCAUACAGCGUUCAUGCUGCGGACGGACAACUCUCAACAUCUGAUGCUUGCUUGGUUCAAGGUUUAGGGAAGGGGCGGGGUCUGGGGCAGUAGCAGGAGGAAGCUUUUGCUUUUGAGUCGACUCAAAAGCGGACAGCAGGAGGCUUGGUGCUGGAGCCGGGGGUGGUGAUGGCAGUGUAUUGGGAUUUUAGGGGCAGAAACGUUUGGGACAAAUGACAGCGGUUUGAGGCUCCUCUAGUCCAGAGAGCACCAGCACACCAGCAGCCGGCAGCUCGAAGCAGCUCUUGACAACACAGCGGCAGCAGGUGACUUUUGAGUGGACUCAAAAGUUGCCGGCAGCUCGAGACGGCUCUUGACAGCACAGCACCAGCAGCGUGAUAGGAGUCUAGCUUUGAGGCGCUUCAAAUCUAGAGCAGCAGCGCACCAGAAGCCGGCAGCUUGGGACGGCUCUUGACGACACAGCACCACCAGCAGGCAGCUCGACUGACCACUGACGCACCUUAGGGUUGGCUGGGCCUUGAUCUGGUCGAUCGCGAGAAUGGAUAAAUCGCCACUAACUUUUAGCUGAUCAGAAGUAAACGCUGCUGGUAGUUUCAUGGGCGGCGCUGGGGAGGAUGGGGGGGAAGAGGAGAGAAAAUCUGGCAGUAGUAGGUUGGAACAGGUUGGGUGUGGAGGUGAGUCUCAGAGGAUAAUAAUGGCAAUAGGGAGGGCAGGGAAGGGGUGUGACAACGGAAGAAAUCUAUUGAGGGGGCGGUAUUGGUUUGCCUAGCCUUGCU
Molecule: messenger RNA, 3967 nt
Organism: Closterium sp. NIES-67
Lineage: Eukaryota; Viridiplantae; Streptophyta; Zygnematophyceae; Desmidiales; Closteriaceae
Source: the annotation of a GenBank genome assembly